Molecule: messenger RNA, 656 nt
Organism: Drosophila miranda
Lineage: Eukaryota; Metazoa; Arthropoda; Insecta; Diptera; Drosophilidae
Product: leucine-rich repeat protein soc-2 homolog
Exons: 4
Coding region: 1-582 (193 amino acids)
Molecular function (GO): protein binding
Source: RefSeq, a predicted model, not a curated record
AUGAACGCCGUUAAUCCGCUGUUUUCGAAGUGCCAGAACGCCAGUUCCACGGGCAUUUUGGAUCUCAACCAUAGCCAACUGACAGAAAUUCCUGAAGUUGUAUUUAGCUUUAUGUCCAAUGCUGGGACUGAGGUUAAGGAGUGUGAUCUUAGCGGCAAUUUAAUGGAAGAGAUACAACCAAAAUUGGCCCUCGAUUUCAAAGUCUUAACAAAUCUCAAUAUAGCACAUAAUUUUCUGACGACACUUCCAAAGGAGAUUGGCAGUCUGCGAGCCUUGGAAAGACUCAAUAUAUCAUGUAAUUAUCUGUUUCAAUUGCCCGAUGUAGUUUUCAAGUUGCCGCAUUUGACAUAUUUGUAUGCUCAGGACAACUUGAUUACGAAAAUCGAUAUAGAACAGCCAAUUGAGAGCGAUAACUUGGCUCUAGUUGACUUACGUUACAAUAAUCUAGAGCCUGAGUUUCUUCGUAAGCUGAUGAAGAUACAAACCAUAUUCCGUUUGGUACUCAACGACGCAGAAGUGAAAGACAACGACUAUGAAGAUGAUGAUGAUCAGGAUGAUGAUGAUGGUUUCAUCAAAAAUUAAGCAUCUUUAUACACCCACACUCAAAACUGUUCCUUGUUCUCCAAGGAAGCAAUACACAAAACAAAACAAAAAAC